This is a messenger RNA of Carica papaya (papaya), 2714 nucleotides long. Its product is annotated as Pentatricopeptide repeat (PPR) superfamily protein. Lineage: Eukaryota; Viridiplantae; Streptophyta; Magnoliopsida; Brassicales; Caricaceae. Gene Ontology annotation, molecular function: protein binding. The record is from RefSeq and is a predicted model, not a curated record.
UUCAAAUAAUCCCUUGUGAUCAUAUUCCCCUUCUGAUCGAGCAAUAGAAAUCAAAAUUUUCAAAUAGGGAAGCAAAGCACAAGGGAAUCUAUACAUGGUCGGGCUAGGCUUGACUUGAGGGAUCUGCCAUGGUCCAAACCUGGGCCCUGAUAGCAUGAUGAUCAACGCCAGAAGUCCUCGGUUCCUCACGCCCGCCCGAAGACGGCUCUUCUGUCUCUGUGUGUCAUAUUGGCUACUCUGUAGUGAGUAUUCUUCUCCAUUUCAAGACACUUGAUCCUCUUACGAGUGAGAGUUGAGGAUCAAGCCAUCUUCAGUUCCUUUCUUUGCAGCAACAACAGUAAUAAACCCUCUUCGUUUCCUUUCUCCUUUUCUCGAUAAGUUUAAUUUUAUUGGGCGAAAUCUUAACAAUGAUAUGUUUUAUCCAAUUCAACCCGCUACAAUGAGAAGACUAUUUAGUUUUCCAUCUGCCACUAAUUUCCCCCGUGUAUAUCUCUCCUUUUAUCGACCCUUAAGGUCGUCUAUUGAACCCAUAUGGUAUCCUUCAAACAUGGUGGUCUGUCAGUGUUCAUUCUAUCGAAUCAUAUCACUGCUGGCGACACCAUAUGCGUAUUUAGCCGAAUCUUCAUUGAAUUUUAAAUCUUUUGUAGCGUUUAGGGUCCCCGUGCGUUCAUUUGUUUCGGAAACUGUGUCUUUAGAUCGAAACCUUGAUGGUAAUAUUAGGGGCAAGAGUUUAGACAGUCAUGUGGCCAAAGUUUAUGAAACGAUUAUAGCUAAUUGUAAUGCAUAUGAUAAUAUGGAUGCGGCACUUGAUGAAAUUGGGGUUGAAAUAACCACUCCUAUGGUCCUUGGAGUCCUGCAAAGGUUUUACUUGGAGGAGAAAAUAGCAUUUAGGUUUUUCACCUGGGCGGGGCACCAGGAAAAUUACUCCCACGAGCCUUGUGUUUAUAACAAUAUGAUUGACAUAUUGUCUAGCACAAAAUACAAGGUGAAGCAGUUUAGAAUAGUAUGUGACAUGCUUGAUUACAUGAAGAGAAAUAAUAAGAGCGUUGUUCCUGCUGAUGUUUUGUUAUCCAUUUUGAGAAAAUACUGUGACAAAUAUUUGACCCAUGUUCAGAAAUUUGCAAAGAAGAAAAGAAUAAGGGUGAAGACGCAGCCAGAGAUUAAUGCAUUUAAUUUUCUGUUGGAUGCUUUGUGCAAAUGUAGUCUGGUUGAGGAUGCCGAAGCAAUGUUUAAUAGGAUGAAAAAUAAGGUUAAGUCCAAUGCUGAUACAUAUAAUAUAUUGUAUUUUGGGUGGUGUAGAGUUAGGAAUCCUAGAAGAGGAAUGAUGUUACUUGAAGAAAUGAUUCAAAUGGGCCAUUCCCCUGAUAAUUUUACAUAUAAUACUGCCAUCGAUACUUUCUGCAAAUCCGGGAUGGUGACUGAGGCAACUCAACUUUUUGACUUCAUGAGAAACAAAGGCUCAAUGAUGUCCUCUCCUACUGCAAAGACUUUUUCAAUCAUGAUUGUGGCUUUAGCCAAGAGUGAUAGAAUGGAGGAAUGCUGUAAAGUAAUGGGGGAAAUGGUACAGAGUGGUUGUCUUCCUGAUGUUUCAACAUACAAGGAAUUGAUUGAGGGAAUGUGCUUAGCUGGAAAGGUUGAGGAAGCAUACAAGUUCUUAGAAGAGAUGAGCAACAAAGGUUAUCCGGCUGAUAUAGUUACUUAUAAUUGUUUUCUCAAGGUUCUCUGUGACAAUAAGAAGACUGAUGAGGCACUUAAGCUCUAUGGAAGAAUAAUUGAGGUUGGCUGUAUACCUAGUGUUCAAACCUAUAAUACGCUAAUCUCAAUGUUUUUCAAGAUGGGUGAUCCCAAUAGGGCUUUUGAAAGCUGGCAUGAAAUGGACAAGAGAGGCUGCACACCAGACACCAAUACCUACUGUGUGAUGAUUAAUGGGCUCUUUAGCUGCCACAGGGUGGAAGAUGCAUGCUUUCUUUUGGAAGAUGUUGUGAAGAAGGGAUUGAAAUUGCCCUACCAAAUGUUUGAUUCCUUUUUGAUGCAGCUUUCUGUUAUCGGUGAUCUCCAAGCCAUUCAUAGGCUCUCUGAUCAUAUGAGGAAGUUUUAUAAUCCCACCAUAGCAAGACGUUUUUCGUUGAAUGAGAAGCGAAAGAGUAUGAGCUUAAGACGGAAAUAAGAAGAUUUGAAAGUAAUCUGGUGCCCUUGUUUUUGACUUAGAAGUUAUGAAAUGAAUGACAUGAGAACCCUAGAAGAUGGGUUGGCUGCAAUAUGACAUUGGCUCUAAUGCCCCCAUGGAGCUAUACUCUUCAAUUAAAGCUUCAUGUCAAAUGUAUGUUCGUUGAUACCUCUGAUUAAAUGUGACAUGAACUCCCAGACCUGGGUAUGCACUGUGUUGAAUUUGGAACUUGGUAGAAAAGUUACUUUUUCCUGACCACAGUAUAGCAUAUGAGAGUCUUGAGACUUUGGUGAGGAAGGUAACUACUUGGAUAUGGACAGCUGGUUCAUGUUUAUAGGACCCUCAACUAUUUUAGAGCUGCUAUCCACAGUCCCAGAGUAGUACUUCUUUUUCUAUUAGAAGAAAAUCUCAGAGUAAAGCAACUACUUGUAAUUUGUGUUACUUCAAACAUCAUGAUUACUGAAUGAUACUCCCCAUCUUUUAUUCUUAAUUGGGACUUGUAAUUUGUGUUACUUGAAAUGUCAUGAUUACUGAAUGGUACUUCCCA